CAGAACACAAAUUGGGAUGACUCUCCAAGCGGUCCACGUGUUCGGCCUGAGGUGGUGGUGGUGGUGGUAAUGCGGACUGGGGACGGCAAACCGAGGGAUGUGCAGAGGACUCGCUGAUCCUGGGGGCUUGUAGUGUCGCAACAUCAAUGACUAUUAUUCAUGUAACUGCUGGAAGAUCAUCGGGACCGUGAAAAGAUGAAAUACAGACGGUGGACCAACUUGCCUGACACCAAGCCUGAUGCAGAAAUUAAGCCAGGAAGGUCUGUAGGCAGUGAUCUUUCUAGUAUCAUAAGUAAAGUGUCUGAGCAGUGAGGCAUUAAUUACCUCAUCCAUCAUGGAGUGGCAGCAGCCUACAAGACAAAGUGAAAGGCCUUGCAUAGGACCAUCACUGUCCCAGUACUCUGAGAGAAUGGAAUUUACUCCUGGAAAUACUGUGAUGUUCAGGCCAUCAGAAGUAGUUCAAAUAGAAACUGUGAGUGGGAGCUCAUCAUCUUAUGAUCAAGAAGAAAUUAUUCCUCAGUACUUGCAAGGCAGUGUUUCAAAAAAAUACCCUGAAAAUUACAGUUCAGAGGACACAUGUUCAGUUCUUUGGAAAUCAUCAAAAUAUUCUCAUGGUAGCAGCAUCCCCAUUUGGCUUCCCAGAAACAAAAGUGCAAAUAUGUCAGAUAGAAAGAAAAGCUGUAGUAAUGCAUCAGGUAACAGUCCACAGCACACAGCAUGCCUACAGAACACUUUGGUACCUGAACAGUUGGAGAAUGAUAUAUCAAUCAGAUCACAAGGGCAUGUAUGCUCUUCCCCAUAUGUUAAUAAAGUUUCAGGAAUCCAAAACAAGCUGCACAAAGAAAUGGCAACACACAAUAAUGAAUCUAUUACUCAUCAUUGUGGGUCCUUAGAUGAUGCAUCAGUCAUUGAUCUUAUGUAUUGUGAUGCAGACUUAUCUAAGCCAUUUUGCAUUAAAGAGAAUGAGCAGUUAACUUUACCUUCCAGAUCUCGCAAAGGCUAUUCAGGUUCAAAUGACAUCUUUAUGCAUCCUCCUAUGAAAUCAUUAGAAUCCAUGAAACAAUUUGAUAACUUUGCUCAUAUCAAUGUGAAAUCAGUAGGUGUCUUUCCCAUGCAGGAACUUUAUGUAUCACAACCUUUUGAUGAGAGAGAAACCACUAUCAAGAAUGUAAGGAGUAUUUCAGAGGUUUAUGUUGUCAAUGAAGAAAACUUGUUGGGCAAAAGCCAUGUAGGGAAAGGUUUUAUUGACAUGAGUAUUAUGUUAGAUGACGAAGGUGUCAGGAUAAACAAGUGUUCUUCUGUCCUGAAUGAGGGAUCUUGCAGUGUCAAUACACAGAAGUAUGGUGAUUCUGAAGCACCAAAUAUUGCCAAAUUGUAUAGAGUGUUUGUUGCAGGGGAACAUUGCAUAUCAGAUGAAGAAGUUAUGAUAAAUAAGGAUAUGAUACACUCAGUUCUUAAUAGUAGCAUAGUAAAUGCUCUCCUGAAAAAGGGACUGAAAGCCACUCGUCUUCAGGCAUACACUUGGCCAGUCAUUGCCAAAGGCACCUCAGUAGUUAUUGUUGGUGAAAAGUUUUGUGGGAAGACAAUGGGUUAUGUUGUACCCUUGCUGUCUAACAUUUUAGACUCUUGGAAACUCAUGAGUGAGCGGCUUUCUCCAGGGAUUGGUCCUGUGAUGGUGGUGGUGUGCAGUACAUGGAGGAGUGCAAGAUGUGUUGCAGAUUAUAUUGUCAGUCUCCUGCCUGCCAGUGUAUCCUUCAAGAUAAUGACAGCUUGGGGAGGCUGUGGUAAUGAGGAGGAGGUGAGCACAGGCAGGCAGCUUCUCAGUGGAUGUGACAUCCUCCUCACUACAGCACCCUGCCUCAUGCGCUUGCUAAUGGGCAGUCAGCAGGGGGCAGCAACCACUCUCAAGAGAUGCUGCCAUCUGGUAUUUGAUGAUGUAGAGGUCAUACUGCAAAAUUUUUCUCUGGAAGUAAAAAAAAUUUUUACAAUUUGGGGCGAGGAGCGAAGGAAAUGUGGUCGCCCAGACUUAGAUCUGCAGGCUGUGUUAGUGAGCUCAAGGUGGACAGAACUGCUUGGCCAGCUAACAGAAGUCUUGCUUCCUCUUCUUGAUCCAUUAAUAGUAAUCUCAGCUCCAUGUGAAGCAGCAAUUGCUACCAGAGUAGCAAGUCACAUUCAUUUUGUGUCUAAUGAAACUGAGGCUCUCAGCCUGGUAAUGAAGCUUAUAAAUACUUCCUAUGUCUACAAAAGAAAGAUGGUUUUUGUCAGUAAUGAUGAUUCAGCAGAGUUACUGGAGUCAGUGAUGAAUAAUGCAGGUAUGUCAUGUGCCCUUGUGAGUAGCACAACACACAUGUGGAAGGUACAGCAACUUGUACAUGAGUGGCACAUGAGGCAAAAUAUGACAAUGAUUGUGAGUCAUGAGGCAGAAAUUUCACUUCUACGGCAUGAUCUUGCCAAUGCUGAGGUGCUUUUCCACACACAUCUGGGACUCUCAUUAACAACAUUUACUUACAGGUACAGUUUCAUGUCUGCCAACUUUGUCACAGACUUAUCUAAAAAAUCUACUAAUUGUGAAUCACAUGUGAUUUUGUCAGAAUUUACUCUUGAAAAGCUUCCAGGAGUGCUAGAAGAGCUGUAUAGAAUUUGUGGUUUUCCAGAAGCUAUCAAAGCUACUGCAGCUCUUGUAUGUAAUGGAAAGAACACUAAAUACACAGCUUUGUGUUAUUACCUCAAGGCCUAUGGAAGAUGUAACAGACCUGUAUGUGGCUUUAGACAUGAGGUACAAAUGCUUGACAUACCUCAAAAUAUACCAAGAUCUGGGGAGGUUACAUUUAAGGUCAUAAAUACCCUGAGUGCUUCAAGGUACCUUGUGCAUAUCAUGCAGUACAGAGAACAGGCAGGGUCCCAGUGUGUUGAUCUUUCCAAUUCCUAUUCUACUUUGCAAACAGCUCUACAAAAUCACUUUACAGAUAGAGCCCAUUGUGAAUCUCUAAGAAGUGCUGAACCUGGAAUGCUGUGUGCUGUUCAGGAUGAAGGAAUUUGGACUAGGGCACAGAUUAUUUCUGUGAAUCAUAAGGAAGCAGGAACUCUGAUAAAUGCAUUUCUUGUGGAUGAAGGAAAGCAGGUGACUGUUAAUUUAGAAUCAGCUUUGGUUCUCCCUUCUUAUUUGGCAACAGUUCCACACUUAGUUGUUGAAGUGUUAUUGUGCCGUGUUCAGCCCUUGGAUUUUGACCCUGAGUGGACCCUUCAGGCAUCCAAUUUCGUUUAUAGCAUUUUUGCCAAGAGGAAGGAUAGCAGAUUUAUUGGUAGGAUUAACCUUGCUUUGGGUUCUACCUUGUGGCUAAAUCCAGUUGCUGAAUUCAUCAAAAUAGGCAAGACAUUUGUACAGAAAAAAGCACUGAGAGAAAAGCUGAUAUCAGAAAAAUUUGGGGUGGACAAUCCUACCCACAUGAAAAACAUUCAGCACCUCUGUGCCAAGGCUGGUGUGUCCUUGGAGCCAGAGGCAGUGUGUGGCCAGGCCUGGAGGAAAAUUCUGACCGAGUCUCUUGAGAGACUGCAAGCUGACAGAGUCAAGGAAGAUCCUUGUGGGAACACAUCAGCAAAUCCUGGAGUUUAUUUUGAAAGAUACUCAAAUGAGGAAACCCAGAGUAGGGAGGAACAGAAGAAUAAUGUCAUUGGAUCUAGAGCCAAUACACUGUGUAGCAUAUCCCAAGGAAGACAAGUUUUGCUCCCACAGCAUCAAGAACAAAAAACCUGCUCCAUCACACCACCUGAUUGCCCAGCUCUGCCUCAGGAGGACCUGUCAUUCAAUCAGACAAUAAAAGCUGAAGUAGUGGAGGCAGUAUCACUUAAAGAAUUGAUCAAAGCAGAUGAAGUCAAGGAAUUGAAUUCUCUUGAAGCUGAGAUCAGUUGUUCAGCUGAGUGGCUUGGGUCAAGUGACCAUAAGGCAUUGGAUGUGGAGUCCUAUUGUUGCCUUAGGUCUAUACCCUGUUCAGCCUCUUGCAUUGCAAGUGUAACCAGUAAUAAGUACUGUAAAGAUGUGAUCAGGGCCAGUAGGAGCAGUGACAGCACAACAGUGUUCUUUGCAGAUCAUGGGGAGACCAUGCAGGUGUCUGCCUGCCAGCAUGAUGAGAAAGAAAUACCAUCUCAUAUGAAGCAAGGAACAGGAACUGAAUGCAAGGUACAGGAAAAGAAACUUUCAGGUUCUUUCAACAACACAUCUGUCAGCAUUCUGCAAGAUGAAAUGUACAAAUUAAUGUCUCCAUUAAAAAAUGGAGUCAGAAAAGACACAUAUAACAGUGUAGAGAGUUUGAAAAAUGAAUGCCAAAACCAUAGUCUUUGCACAGAAUCCAAGGGGGAGACAGUUUUUAGUAGUGUUUAUGCCACAUUGCCAAAAUAUCAUUAUGAUGGUGCUGACAAGGAAGAAGAACUAAGUAAGAGAGUGACAGAUGAUCAGGAGAAGUAUCAGGGAUGCAUCAAGACAGGAGAGUCAACAUUUGUUGGGCAGCAGGAUGAUAUGUUUCUUUUAAGGCACAUAGGAAUUAGUAGAACAACUGGAUUGGCGUCAGAGAUCUCAUGGAGUCAGGAUGAGGAUGUUGUGCAGGUCAUCAUUCAUCUGGCUGGAGUGGAGCAGUACAAGUGUCACUUGUCCUCAUCACAACUGGUCUUCAUGACCAGCAUAAAGGAAAAGCUUCAUGCCCUGGAUGGAAACCUAGCUGGAGAAAUUGAUGCUGACCACUCUUUUGUUACAGUCCAUAGGAACAACAUUUGCAUCAUCCUGAGAAAGGCUGUUAGAGGAGAAUGGAGAUGUCUGUUUAGUUCCGGGAACAACAAAAGCAAGGCCAGCCAAGAAUGAGAGGAGCACUGCAAUGCUAGGAAAGUGCUAUUUGUUUUUAUUAUGUAUCAUCUUCAGCGAACUGUUAAAGAAUUUUUAUUCAUAUAAGAUUCGAGUUCCCCUGUUAAUACAGUCAUUACACUAUUGUUUUUUUUUUAAUUUUUAAUAUGUUAUAAUGUUUCAGGAGUCUCAUUGAAACAAAUAUUAGGAAUGUUUAGAAAACAUAAUUGCCAAAAUGAACUGCAGAUCAUGAGAGGGCAAUGUCAAAAGUACUGUUUUGAAAUGCAUAUAUGUAAUUAAUACAUAUUAAGUAAAUUUACUUAAUAUGUAUAUUAUUUACACGUAUUUACACUCAGACAAUAAUAUACAACUUCUGACAACAACGAAAAACUACAAAAAAUUGGAUUAAUCUCUCCACGCAAAUUCUAUCAAAUACCUUGGACACUUCACAUUACCCUUAUGAUUCAAAUCACUUCACACAAUUAACACUUAGUGAUAAAAUACAUCCUACACAGACCCUGCAGCUAAUAUUCAAUAAGAAAACACAUCCUGCACAUACCCAAUCCCCCUCUGUCAACAUUUUACUCUGACUGCAUUACAACUGUCUGGCUCUACGUACUAGUACUGUGACAGGCGGCUUGCCCAUCUUGAUCCUCUCUGGUCUGACAGCUCUGUCUAGCUUGUCUCUCUGUCUGCUUAUGUCUCUUCCCAUCUCCUACACCUCAUAAUAUGCACGUGAUGUUAGAGCAACUUUUUCCCCCAACAAGACUUCUGUUGCUAUAAGAUUUAUUUUCCGAUGCUUUGAUUGAGUGGUUUAUUUUCCUAUAACUUUCAAUAAGGUUAAUUUUCAGUAACAUUAUUUAUCUUCCCAUACUUCUAUCAUACAAUUUAUUUUCCUUUAACUUUCAGUAAGGUUCAUCUUCAAGUAACUUCAGUUAUUGCAUCUUAUCAGGAACAAGGCAGAGUUUCCUAUGAUGCGCUGGUUGUCUGUCUUGUCCACGUCAUUUGCUUCCGGUGACCUCUGCUUCCCUUGUAUACUAAUUUAGUGAUAGCCACCUGAGUAUCUCUUGUAAUCUGCUGUUAAUCUCUGGCUCUGUUAGUCUUGUGAUGACUCACUGCAUCGUGUUGUUCUCUCAUCUCUCAUCUGUCAGGGUGGUGAUAGCUUCUUGUAGUCUUGGUACGUGCUCUCCCUUUUAUCUUCCCACAUUUAUUCUUUCCACUUUUGUACUUCCUUCUUCAUUUCUUUUUCUUCAUUCUUGUCUCAUUAUUCCUCCUUUUUUAUGUGUUUUAUUUCUUCGUGAUUCUCAGGUUACAACACUGCCUGCACUAACAUAGUCAGUUAUCAACCUUUUUUUUUUUUUCUUAUCUAGAUCACAUAGUACUGGAUGGAUGUCAGCUGGAUCUUAUAAAUGAAAUUUUAUAAUAAAAACAAAUGAUACCAUUUAUUCUGGUUCCAUCUACUUUUCUAUGACAUACUAUGAAAAUUGAAUGAAGAAUUCAUUUUCAUUAAUCUCAGAGACUGGGAAAAAAUCAGUAUACCAAACUCAUUCCUUUGAAAUACAUUUUUUUUUUUAUGGAUUACUUUCUAAUCUGAAUCAAUCAUCAAGACCUGUUGGAUGACUUAAGUCUCCCAUUCUCUUGCUCACAGAGGCAGUGAUGUCUGGGAACAGUGAUAAAGACUUGAGCCUGAUUGGGGCUCAAAUGUACGACUUCAAAAAAGCAGCUGCACAUUCUUCUAACAGACAAGCCAGAAGGAGAGGGAAAGGAGGUGACAAAGUUUAAGUAACAUUCACAUUACCACAAUUUACUGUUCUCAUGUUUCCCCAAUUAACCAUUUUAUCUAUGAAGCUGUAAGGGAGGAUGUGUGCCAGAGCAAAUGCCUGAAUCCAGGUUUAUGGCUGUGCAGCAGCUUGAGCAGCUGUGGCACACAUAAAUAAUUCAAUUAUAAUAAAACCUAUAAAACAGGAUGAAUGAAAACUUUCGAAGCAGAAGACCAAUCCUGUGCAAUAACAAGAUGACCUUGUCAGACAUCACUCCUUGUGAUACUGUUGUUCACUGCCAAAAAUCAAUUAAUUAAUCACUAAAGGAAAAAAAAAAUCUAGGAAAACAUCAGAUGCAUUUCAAAACAAUACCUUUGACAUUGCCCUCUCAUGAUCUGCAGUUCAUUUUGGCAGUUCAUAUGUUUUCUAAAGAAUUAUUAUUAUUGUUGUUGUUAUUAUUAUUAUUAUUAUUAUUAUUAUUAUUAUUAUCUUUGAAGUUAAUUUUUACUUUAGUGUUAGUUUAUUAUUAUUACUUAUUGCAACACUGAACUUUUCUAUAAGGAUAAACAUUUUGAUAAGAUACUGACCUAAACUUAAAUAUUUUUUGAGUCAGAAAGGAGAAAAAAUAUCUAAAUCUUGUGCCUUUAUUUUUUUCUUGUCUUGUAAAUUUUUACAGUACACAGCAUUUUCUUCCUGUAAAGAUGUCUGUCUGUGUGUGUGUACAUACUGUACGCUGCUGGAGACAUCCGCACAGCCUGAGGAGAGAGUGAGUGUUAAAAUGGGAGGGGACGGGUUGCUGUGGGUGGUGGCUGUGGGUAAGUCAACAUACUGUGGGGGACAUUGUGGGGCUGUGAGAGAGAGAGAGAGAGAGAGAGAGAGAGAGAGAGAGAGAGAGAGAGAGAGAGAGAGAGAGAGAGAGAGACCAGUUUUAUAUAUGGAGAAAAAAAAAAAAAACAUCAACAAUGACAACAACAAACAAGAGCAACCACGACCAAUCUCAUUAACCUGAUAGUGUAGGACUGAAUCUUAGCAUACAACUGUGGCUCCUCCAACAGCACCUCCUCUGCCAAGCACAGUUGCCCCACCAGGCACCUCCACUGCUCCCAGCUGUCCCACACCUGUGCCACCAGAAGCUAACGAAGACCACCUGCAGCUCAGCCACUAAGCCAUCUAGCCUGCAACACAAAUCAGAAUUAGAAUCUAUUUAAUACUGUACAUAAUUCCUGUCAACUGCUAUUACUGCUACUACUACUGCUGCUACACUGUUCUGGAGCACUAAAAAGAUAUACAAUAAUAAUAA
Messenger RNA from Scylla paramamosain (green mud crab), 7891 nucleotides. RefSeq lists its product as uncharacterized. Gene Ontology annotation, biological process: germ-line stem cell division. Gene Ontology annotation, molecular function: ATP binding; nucleic acid binding. The transcript has 8 exons. Lineage: Eukaryota; Metazoa; Arthropoda; Malacostraca; Decapoda; Portunidae. The record is from RefSeq and is a predicted model, not a curated record. Bases 335 to 4852 code for a protein of 1505 amino acids.